CAGACAAACAGUACUAGAAUCUAGAUGGAUUGUAUGGAACAAUAAAGGUAACAUUUUUCAAUGACUUGGUGAUCCAGAAUUUGGCACGUGAUUGUAUUUGUUCAUCUGGGAUUUUGUCCUCAAAACAUAAUAUUGAUAUUGGUGUGAUCUGGGUAAUUGAUCAAAAAGACUUUUUGUGAUUUGGGUUAUGCUGUAACAAGAUUUCAGUGAACCGGGUUUUCUUUUGCUGAAAAUAUUAGUUUGGUUCUGACACUUCACAUUGGUUUCGGUUGGGGAUGUUUUUGACAUCAACUAUAAAGUUUCAAUCUUAAGGUCCAAGACUUUGAUCUGUGGCACAUAAAGUUUUGGUCUUGCACCAUACGUUGUGAUUUAUGGUAUCUUAAAAGUUUGCAACUUCGGUUUGUGUUUAAGAUUUGCACGUGACAUGCGAGGUUCUAGUUGGAUUUGAUUGGUUUUAAAGAUGUCAGCGGCGUCGCCGUCUCCGGCAUCUUCCACCGCUGCGCCACCACCACAAACUAACUCCUCCGACACUAGUCUGCCACCGUCAACCGCCGCCACCCCACUACCGCAACAAUCCUUUUCCCCUACACCUAAGAGUUCAACUUCACCACCGCCAUCAACCCCACCACCAUCUCAGUCCCCCCCACCUCCGGCCACCCCUUCGGCUCCUCCUCCCGCCGUGCCGUCGCCGCCUCCGCCGUCACCACCGCCUAGCCUUGCAGCUCCCCCUUUGUCAACCUCACCUCCAUUGCCGCCUCCUGUAGUUACCCCUCCAACCCCACCAUCAGCUCCUCCACCAUCACAACAACCGCCGCCGCCAUCUUCUCCGGGACGUCCAUUACCGCCACCUCAAUCACCGGUUCCGCCAAGAAGCUCUCCAUCACCACCACCACCAUCAGCUCCACCGCCAUCAAACCCACCUAACAACCCAUCUCCUCCACCACCACCGGAUAAUUCAUCCCCUCCUCCAGCCGCAGCACCGCCACCCCGAAUUUCGCCUCCACGGCCACCGUCUGCACCACCUCCCAGAAACUCAAUUCCACCGCAUGCAUCACCACCGGUGAAUAAUUCAACUCCACCUGUGAAUUCAACCCCACCGCCGGUGGCUGUGCCGCCACCAAGGUCAUCAGCAUCACCACCAUCACAAUCAUCAUCACCACCACCAGCAUCCACCCCUCCUUCUCCUCCUCCUAAGAUUAGUCCUCCUACCACACCUAGUUCUCAACCAUCUCCACCUUCAAAUUCUACACCAAAGCCACCUCCCCCUAUCAUUCAAUUGGCGCCUCCUCCACGCUCACCUGUUUCACCACCACCACCACCAUCACAGAAUGUAUCAGAUAACUCAAGCUCUGGAACUGGAGGUAGUGGUGGAAUUGGCACUGGUGGUGCAGUGGCCAUUGGUGUUAUAGUGGCUGGAAUUCUGUUGAUUGGCUUCAUUGGAGUUGCUAUUUGGUGCAUGAGGAGGCAAAAGAAAAAGGUGCCUGCUAAUGGUGGUUAUGUCAUACCAUCCAAUCUUGCCUCUUCACCUGAAUCAGAUUCAUCCUAUUUUAAGACACAUUCCUCAGCUCCUCUAGUACAAAGUGGCUCUGGCAGUGAUGUUGUAUAUACACCAUCUGAGUCUGGUGGACUAGGCAACUCAAGGUCAUGGUUUUCAUAUGAAGAACUAAUCAAGGCCACAAAUAAUUUCUCAAGUCAAAAUUUUUUGGGUGAGGGUGGAUUUGGUUCUGUAUAUAAAGGAUACCUACCUGAUGGCAGAGAGAUAGCAGUCAAACAGCUGAAAAUUGGCGGGGGUCAGGGGGAGAGAGAAUUCAAAGCUGAAGUGGAAAUUAUUAGCCGCGUACAUCAUCGCCAUUUGGUUUCUUUAGCGGGAUAUUGCAUUGAAGAUAACAGAAGACUACUUGUCUAUGAAUAUGUCCCUAACAAUAACCUUUAUUUUCAUCUACAUGGGGCAGGUCAGCCUGUGCUAGACUGGGCAAACCGUGUUAAAAUCGCAGCUGGUGCAGCUCGAGGAAUAGCUUAUCUCCAUGAAGACUGCAAUCCUCGGAUUAUUCACAGGGAUAUCAAGUCAUCAAACAUUCUUUUGGAUUACAACUAUGAAGCUCGAGUCUCAGAUUUUGGGCUAGCCAAAUUAGCUCUUGAUGCAAAUACACAUAUAACCACACGAGUCAUGGGAACUUUUGGGUAUGUCGCCCCUGAAUAUGCGUCAAGUGGAAAAUUGACUGAGAAAUCUGAUGUAUAUUCUUUUGGAGUUGUGCUUUUGGAGCUAAUUACCGGACGGAAGCCAGUAGAUGACUCCCAACCCUUGGGAGACGAGAGUCUAGUUGAAUGGGCUCGACCUUUGCUGAGUAAUGCACUUGAUACUGAGGAUUUUGAGAGUUUGAUAGAUCCAAGGCUAGAAAAGAACUAUGUUGAAAGUGAAUUAUUUUGCAUGAUUGAAGUUGCUGCUGCUUGUGUGCGGCAUUCAGCUGCAAAGAGACCUCGCAUGGGACAGGUUGUUAGAGCUUUUGACAGCUUAGCAGGUUCAGAUCUAACUAAUGGAAUGCGACUUGGGGACAGCGAGGCGUUUGAUUCUGCGCAGCAAUCUGAAGAAAUAAGAUUAUUUCGGAGGAUGGCAUUUGGGAGUCAAAAUUAUAGCACGGACUUUUUUAGCCAUGCUAGUUUAAAUACAUGAAAGGCACUGUAGGUACUGGAAGAGUUUAUUUUGGACCAAAAGAUUACUGGUUGAGUUUUGUUGGUUGUAGAUAUGGCUGAGGUGCGUUGUUGCUUCUGAUUUUGGAAUUGACUGCAUCAGGUUCAAACCCUCAUUCUUGUAACCAAUUUUCAUUUUUCUUUUCAUUAGCUGUUCUUUGGCAGCAAUUUUGUUUUUGUAGUUAGAAUUUGUAAAAAGUUACUCUUUAUACUCAUGAUGAUAAAGAUUAACAUAUUUAACAUAAUGAUAAAAUAGAUGUGUGGCU
Molecule: messenger RNA, 2954 nt
Organism: Gastrolobium bilobum
Lineage: Eukaryota; Viridiplantae; Streptophyta; Magnoliopsida; Fabales; Fabaceae
Product: proline-rich receptor-like protein kinase PERK9
Exons: 8
Coding region: 461-2671 (736 amino acids)
Biological process (GO): protein phosphorylation
Molecular function (GO): protein kinase activity; ATP binding
Source: RefSeq, a predicted model, not a curated record